Molecule: messenger RNA, 918 nt
Organism: Capsella rubella
Lineage: Eukaryota; Viridiplantae; Streptophyta; Magnoliopsida; Brassicales; Brassicaceae
Product: ethylene-responsive transcription factor ERF069
Exons: 1
Coding region: 218-757 (179 amino acids)
Biological process (GO): regulation of DNA-templated transcription
Molecular function (GO): DNA-binding transcription factor activity; DNA binding
Source: RefSeq, a predicted model, not a curated record
AAACAGAGAUUUGAUCAAAUACUCAUCGCUCAUCGGAUUAGAAAAGAUAAGAGAUAUGAUACAGUAGUAGUAAGGUAAAGGCAAAGGUCGGUUAAAACUUUGGAUUAAGUAACGAACAAGCCAAAUCCUUCUUCUUUCCUAUUAAGGGAGUCGGAACACAAACCCUAAACACCCCUACAACAACCUUGCUCCGUCGUCACCGAUUUCACCGGCGAACAUGAAACGAAUCGUUAGGAUUUCAUUCACUGACCUUGAAGCUACCGAUUCUUCAAGCAGCGAAGACGAAUCAUCGCCUCCUCCUCCGUCUAAGCGUCGUGGUAAGAAGCUAGUCAGGGAGAUCGUCCUCGAUCCUCCCGAUUCCGCCGAUGCCGGGAAAAAAACUCGUUUUAAAAUCAGGAUUCCGGCGAUGUUUCUCGCCGCGAAGAAGACGAUUGAGAAUAAGAAGAAGUUCCGUGGCGUGAGGCAGAGACCGUGGGGGAAGUGGGCGGCUGAGAUCAGGUGUGGUAGAAGAGCUCACGACGGCGGCGGUGGUGGUGGUGGGAAUCGUAAAGGAGGAAGACCUGAACGUAUUUGGCUAGGGACUUUUGAAACAGCUGAGGAAGCUGCUCUUGCUUAUGAUAACGCUGCGAUUCAGCUUCUUGGACCUGAUGCGCCUACUAAUUUUGGCCGUCCUGAUGUUGAUGAAGAUUCCCCGGCGGUGGAGAAAGAUUCCGAUGCUGGCUCCUCUGACAAGACACCUGAGUCUUCUGUGGUUUAACUUUGUAAAUUGAUCAUCUUUCUAUCUUUUUUUUUUUAACUUCCAACUUCAUCUUGUACAUGUUUGGGAUUCUAAAAGCUCUAACUUUUCAUUCCAGAUUCUUGUUCUUUUGUUUUUUUUUUGAGAAUUGUAUAUUGUGAUCUGGUUGAUUUGGUCUCUGA